AUGAGGACGGCGGAGAAGAGACUUUCGAGGAGCAAGAGUAGUCUUCAUCGGCUACCACUCCCAACUCCCCGAGGCCUCCUCGCCGCUCUGCUGAUCCAUCGCACCAUCGGAUUGAUUGAUGUCGAGGAUCUACGACCUGCAAGGCGGCGGGAGCUCCGCUCAGUUUCCAUCGAGGCUCUACCAGCCACGCAAUUCGAGAUCGAAAAUUACCAUCUUUGA
Messenger RNA from Lachnellula hyalina, 219 nucleotides. RefSeq lists its product as uncharacterized. The coding region runs from base 1 to 219 and encodes 72 amino acids. The record is from RefSeq and is a predicted model, not a curated record. The transcript has 2 exons. NCBI's taxonomy places the organism in Eukaryota, Fungi, Ascomycota, Leotiomycetes, Helotiales, Lachnaceae.